CACCAAAGAUUCACAGCCUCUUCUGCUGGAUGCCCCUGUCCACUCCUUACAGCCUGGUGACUCCGUUCUCGUUCGGACCUGGAAGGACGAGCCUCUCCAAGAGAAGUGGAAGGGACCCCACACUAUCUUGCUGGUCUCCCACACGGCAGCAAAGGUCGAAAGGCACAAGAACUGGAUUCAUCACUCUCGACUGAAAGCAAUACCCACUCCUGAACAGUGGACUGUCCAGCCUGCAGAGAAGACUGCCAGCGACGAUUUGGGACUUAAGCUGUUAUUCAAAAGACAGUAGGGAUAGCUGGGAAUGCCUGGUGAUCUCUCUGAACAGCCACAGCGCACUCCCCGCGAAAACCCUGAGCAUUGGUUCUAUCUAUUCACAGAAGGCCGACCUAGCCUAUAGUCCUGGUCCUUUUAUUUUUUUGAUUUGUUUGGUGUCAAUAAUUUUUAUCUUCUGGGCAUUUGGGUUGUUGUAAUCACAAUAUGGGUUCAGGUUUAGGGUCUCUCACAACAUUCCUUCUUGUCACAGAAGCAAUCCUUCUGUUACCUACUGUUUCACCCACAUCGCAUGCAGGAUGGGGAGCCAUCCCUGCAGAUAUGGCUACCAAUACCUAUGAGGCCCUGAAAAUAGCCUUUGCCCGUGAGUUCAAUCUCUCCCACUGUUGGAUAUGUGCCCAGACUUCCCACCAUUCGGCUGGAUUGCCCUGGAGAGUAGUUCCCCAAAAUUGGUCAGACUUUUGUCAAAGGUGGAUGGUUACCAGCAGCAGCACCUCUGACAAUUUAAGUUUGUGAUCUAACUGUACUGCGGAAGCUCCUUAUGGCCUACCCAAUGGCUCUUGGAAUUCCCACUAUAGUAGCACUCUUAAGCCCCAGCCCAUUCGUCUACCUCUCCACCCACUGGUCUCAUAUGUUUUCAGCAAGCCAGUACAAGUAAUCAUACCUGAUUUGCCGGCAUUAGUACAUGUAGAUUUUAUAUUGGUCCUGGUAUGAAUCUCACUGUUCCUGUACUAAAUGCCACUGGUUGGCAAACCGGCACUGCAUUUUUUGCCCUUUCCCCACAAGCCACCCUACGGGACCUACAAGGUAACAAUUGAAAGGCUAGUUAUGGUGAAGCAUUCUGGGUCUGUGGUAAUAGUGCCUAUAAAUGGCUUCCUCAUGGUUGGCAUGGUAGCUGUUACAAAGGCUAUCUCGCUCCUCCCCUCCGUGUUCUCACCCAGGCUCCCUCAGGUCACCCCAGGUACUAUCGGUCCUUGAGAGCUACCAUUGAACCCAUCGGAGAGGAAGACAGGUUUGGGAUGAUAUUCCUCCCUACUUAUGGGGUGGGACGGCUAACCCAACUCUACAGGAGACUUUCUAAAUUUCUCACCCAGUUUGCCAAUAAUACCCUGGCCAUAGAAAAAGGCAUAAGCUCCGAGCUGUACCAGCUUUGAUUGCUGGCUCUGCAAAACCGCCAGGCCCUAGAUUAUGUGUUAGCCUCACGGGGCGGGGUCUGCGCCCUUAUUGGAGAAGAAUGUUGUACCUAUGUCCCAGAGUUUUCACAGAAUAUUAACAAGCACAUCUUGUCAGCCGAAUUGGCCUUGAACCAGUGGAAGGCCCAGGAAGGGGAACCCACUAUUUUUGAUUCCCUUUGGGGUUGGUUACCUAGUCUAGGAGGACUAGGGGAAGGCAUUAUUCGCCUCUUGCUCACAGGUGUUGUGAUAUGUUUUGUUCUUUUUCUUUUGCUCGCUUGCUGUAAAGUGCUCAUACAUAAGAUUUGUACCUCACAUUCCCCAGAAGUUCCUUUAUACCCUCUCACUGAUGAUCCCAAUUGCAUGGAGCUUAAUCACAUUUUAUCUUUAGAGUAUGAGAAAACUCUGCCAAAGGUUUGUUGAGUGUUCUCAAAGGAGGGAAUUGUUGGUGUCACUAGGCAUAGCUACCAGGUAACUGUGCGUCCUCAUUCCCUCCAGUCCCGCGGCCCGUGCGCGUUCCCUGCCCAGGCGGUAUCGCCCAUGCGCCCAGCCCUAGCCCGGUCAGCACGCGCCCGCUCCCUCCACUGGCUGCCACCAUGAUCUGCUUGGUGCUUACUGUGUUCGCCAACAUCUUCCAGUCCGCUUGCACUGGAGUAAAUGAGCGCACCUUCCUAGCCAUCAAGCCAGAUGGGGUGCAGCGGCAUCUCAUAGGGGAGAUCAUCAGGCGCUUUGAAAAGAAGGGCUUCAAACUGGUGGGAAUGAAACUCAUGCAGGCCUCGGAAGACUUGCUGAAGGAGCAUUAUAUAGCCCUCCGUGAUUGCCCCUUCUACAGCCACCUGGUGGAGUACAUGAGAUCGGGUCCUAUUGUAGCCAUGGUCUGGCAGGGGCUGGAUGUGGUAAAGACGGCUUAUGCAAUGAUUGGAGAAACUAACCCUGCCGAUUCCAGACCCGGCACCAUCCAAGGGGACUUCUGCAUUGAAGUCAGCAAGAAUGUGAUUCAUGGCAGCGACUCAAUCGAGAGUGCCCGGCGGGAGAUUUCGCUCUGGUUCCACACAGACAAGCUGACCUGCUGGGCGGACAGCACUGAGCACUGGAUCUAUGAGUAAUAAGAAUGGUCUGGGGGAAGGGUAUCUUGCUGACGCUCAGGCACAGUACGAACCCAUCCAUUUCCAUUUCUCCUUCUCUGGAGUCACACUGGACUCUCUGAUAGUGUGUUU
Molecule: messenger RNA, 2659 nt
Organism: Chrysemys picta bellii (western painted turtle)
Lineage: Eukaryota; Metazoa; Chordata; Testudines; Emydidae
Gene: NME3
Product: NME/NM23 nucleoside diphosphate kinase 3
Biological process (GO): UTP biosynthetic process; CTP biosynthetic process; GTP biosynthetic process
Molecular function (GO): nucleoside diphosphate kinase activity
Source: RefSeq, a predicted model, not a curated record